Trichogramma pretiosum is the source of this 1240-nucleotide messenger RNA. RefSeq names its product AT-rich binding protein-like. The transcript has 3 exons. The record is from RefSeq and is a predicted model, not a curated record. NCBI's taxonomy places the organism in Eukaryota, Metazoa, Arthropoda, Insecta, Hymenoptera, Trichogrammatidae. Bases 818 to 1240 code for a protein of 140 amino acids.
AAAAAAAAAAGAACAAGAAAAAGACAAAAAGCACUAGCGCACGCGCAAGUUUGAAAACGAGACUCGUUCGAUUUGUCGCGUGUGUAUAGAUAUCGCGCAUAAUACACCGUGUACUCGUUAUUCGUUCGAUCGUGUGUACAUAUACACAUAAGGCGUCACGUGAAAUUUUAGACUCCGGGAUACCUUUAUAAUACGGUACGUGGAAUUCUAUGGUAGCAGCAGCUCAUCGACGACGACGUUGACGCGAACAAAAAAAAAGCUGCCUUCUCUGAUCCAAUAAAAGCCCCCCUUUUUUUCUUCUUUCUUUUUGCGCGCGCGAGAGCCGAUUAUAUAUCUCUCUCUUUCUUAUACAUACACACACGGACGCUUCGGACACACUCGUGACUGUGUACACACAUACGCCUAGGCGCGCGAGUAUCAGGCCUGCACAUUAUAUGGUAUCGCAUGUUUUACUCAUUGUCGUAUACGCUCUUUCGUUGUACACACAUAGCUGUUAAAACAUGCUUAUGCGCGCGCGAGACCAGCCAGUAUAGAUCUCUUGUAUACUUACUCGCGCUGAGCACAUCCGAAAGAAAGAGAAAGAGAGCGCGCGAAAAAAGAAAACAAAAGGAAAAGCCGAGAGAGCGUGUGUUUGUGUGCAAGCGGCCGUGCAUAUAAACAGUAUACACAUAUUGUAUAUAUACUAUAUACAUAUGUAACUGUAUUAUAUGCAUCUGCAGUACACGUUGCUGCAGCAACAGCAGCCUGCGCGUGUAUGCAACCGCUACGUCCAGUCGGUCACCACUGCGUGUAGCAGCACGUCUCGGACGAGCAAAAUAUGAAGAGAUUAGCGCGCAGAGUACGCAGGGCGGUAAAGAAGAACAGCAGCAGCGGCGGUAGCGGCGGUGAGAAGCAGCAGCAGCAACACAACGACGACACAGAUUACUACUACUACUACGACGACGGCACUGCUGGAGGAGCGACUCGUACUGGCUGUGGGACAGAGGCCGCGGCAGCAGCCUCGUAUUAUUAUACCAACGACACUUAUCCUAUAACUGCUGCCAGCAACAGCAGCAGUCCAUCGAAUUCAUCGCGACUCCGAGAGCAGCAGCAGCAGCAGCAGCAGCAGCAGCAGCAGCAGCAGCAGCCACGGCGCGAAUCGUCGUCAGCAUCGCCGUCGCUGUCGUUGUCGUCGUCGCCGCUAGCCGCCGCCGCCGCCGCUCCUCCGGUGCUGCCAGCAGCCGCAAAGACAGCCUCGUAA